ACAGCAUGUCUGUUGUGGUUGCUCCUUGCUCAGUUCUGAUCUGAACAUCAGCCUCUCCUGCACUGGAGAGAUACAAACCAAAGGUAACAUUUAGUGUUUGUUUGUGCAGCUACUCUACUGUGGGGUGUUGUGUUUGUAUGUGCAUGCAUCUGCGCAUGAACGGUCUGUGUGUGCUAUGAUGGUGCCUUUGUGCUAGCAGAACUAUCAGUGGGCUCACAGGCUGUACCUCGAGGCAGGAGGAGCAGCUGGACCGACGGUGUGACCAGUUCAGCGCAGAAUCACAGACCUGGAUCGAACACAGAGACAGAGGCACAGACUGAAGUUUCAGACUUCAAAGAUAUGUCUGGCAGUAAGA
Xyrichtys novacula (pearly razorfish) is the source of this 355-nucleotide messenger RNA. NCBI's taxonomy places the organism in Eukaryota, Metazoa, Chordata, Actinopteri, Labriformes, Labridae. The record is from the annotation of a GenBank genome assembly.